GCAGCCUGACGGCCUGGGAAGGGAUUGGACAGGGAGGCGUCACGUGACGACACCGCGCCUGCCGGGGUUCCGGGACGUAAGUGCCGUGGAGGCGGGUGAUGUAGCGCGGGUAGGAGCCGAGGCCAGCCUUCCGUCCACCCGUCCGUCUGUCCGUCCAUCCAUCGGGCCCGAGGAGCCUACCUGUGCCAGGAAUGGACGCAGAGGCCACACGCAGCUACUCUCUUGAGCAAGCUCAAGCUUUUUAUUCAUUUCCGUUUCCGCACAUGAUGGCUGAAGCGUCUGACGUGGCAGUGCCACAGCCACAGAGGCCAGAAGAAGCUCCUGCGCCAACUCCUGCCCAGGAACUGGUACCAGAGGCUCCGAAAAGAAGGAAAAGAAAAGCCAGAACAGUAGAACCCAAAGACCCAGUGGAACCCAAGAAACCUGCUGAGUCAAAAAAACCUGGCAAGUCCGCAAAAUCGAAAGAAAAGCAAGAAAAAAUUACAGACACAUUUAAAGUGAAGAGAAAAGUAGACCGUUUCAAUGGUGUUUCUGAAGCUGAGCUUUUGACCAAGACUCUUCCUGAUAUUUUGACCUUCAAUCUGGACAUUGUGAUUAUUGGCAUUAACCCAGGACUGAUGGCUGCUUACAAAGGGCAUCAUUACCCUGGACCUGGAAACCAUUUUUGGAAAUGUCUGUUCAUGUCAGGGCUGAGUGAGGUCCAGCUGAAUCAUAUGGAUGAUCACACCUUGCCUGGGAAGUACGGCAUUGGAUUUACCAACAUGGUGGAAAGGACAACACCGGGCAGCAAGGAUCUUUCUAGUAAAGAAUUUCGGGAAGGAGGACGUAUUCUAGUACAGAAGUUGCAAAAAUAUCAGCCUCGAAUAGCAGUGUUCAAUGGAAAAUGUAUUUAUGAAAUUUUCAGUAAAGAAGUUUUUGGAGUAAAAGUUAAGAACUUGGAAUUUGGGCUUCAACCCCAUAAGAUCCCGGACACAGAAACUCUCUGCUAUGUUAUGCCGUCGUCCAGUGCACGAUGUGCUCAGUUUCCCAGGGCGCAGGACAAAGUUCACUACUACAUUAAGCUGAAAGACUUGAGGGAUCAGCUGAAAGGCAUUGAGCGAAACACAGAUGUUCAGGAGGUGCAAUAUACAUUUGACCUACAGCUUGCCCAAGAGGAUGCAAAGAAGAUGGCUGUUAAGGAAGAGAAGUACGAUCCGGGCUAUGAAGCAGCGUACGGCGGUGCUUAUGGUGAAAACCCAUGCAGUACUGAGCCUUGUAGCUUCUCAAACGGGCUAGCACCCACCAGUUCAGAGUCAAGAGGAGAAUCCGCUCUCAAUGACAUUCCAAAUGGGCAGUGGAUGACACAGCCAUUCACAGACCAGAUUCCUUCCUUUAAUAACUGUGGGGCGCAGGAGCAAGAAGAAGGAAGCUGCAUUUAAGGACGGUGCUUCCCAGCCCCACCACAGUGCUGCAGUUUUAAUGCAGUUGUCAAGACAUAGAACCUCAGUGUGCUAACUGGUAUUUUAGUAUUGACAGUACUUUAAUGGUGUAACUAUAGUACAGAACAGUUGUAUGGUAGAAUCAACUGUCUGAGUCUAAGUAGUUUGGAAGAAAAAAGUAGGGGUUUUGUAUAUGAGCUUUUGUAUUUGAAUUAACUAUCAUUCCAGCUUUUCAUAUGCUACAUUUCAUUUAUGAAGAAACUGAUUUUCUUUGAGGAAUUACUUUGAUCUGUAAUUUUUUUUUUUUUUUUUUGAGACAGGGUCUCCCUGUAGCCCCAGCUGUCCUGGAACUUGCUAUGUAGACCAGGCUGGCCUUGAACUCACAAAGAUCCACCUGCCUCUGCCUCCCAAGUGCUGGGAUUAAAGGCGUGUGCCCGGCUGAUCUGUAAUUUUUAAGGGCAACAGUCUGAAUAUUUGCAGUUGAGUCUCCACUGUGCAUAUCUCCAGAUAUCCCUUUUAAUGCCCAAGAAGGGUAUGCCAAGAGUCUCACUGGUAGAGAGGCAGAUGGGCUGAUUCUAUCUACAAAGCCGACUAAUCUCAGUGGAGUCUGGUUUUUUUUGGUGACCGAGGGUAAACUCGGGGCUCCCUGAGUUGUAGUCGCACUCAGCCUCUUUACUUUCCCAGUGGUGUGUGUGAGAGUUGCUUAGUUAUCAGAUGCCCCGAGUAUAGCCUUCCCUGCACGGCCUUGAGCCCUGCCUUUGGUCUCCUACACCUUUGUUAAUCUUCUAGCAGGCAGAAACUGUUCUGCUGAGCUGGUGGGUUCCUGAGACUGCAGUAGACCUACAGCUGUCACUCAUCUGUGGUUUACUCGAUGGGAAAGGACCUGCAUUUCCCUAUCAGUGGUUAUCACUUUCUAUUUUUAUCCUCCUUGGCUAUAAGGUUGUGGCAUGGAAAGUUCUAAGAAAUGAACUUUCAGUGUGAGCAACAAGAUGCUGGAGUGUUUAAUAACAUUUAAACUGGUGCUGCAUGUACAUGAGAUGUACUAAAAUAAUGCAAAACUUUUCUUGCUAGGUAAAGUUAAUUUAAAAACUUCUUUCUGUGCAUCAUUGCUGUUGCCAU
Messenger RNA from Nannospalax galili (Upper Galilee mountains blind mole rat), 2537 nucleotides. It is a transcript of the gene Tdg, whose product is annotated as thymine DNA glycosylase. Gene Ontology annotation, cellular component: nucleus. Gene Ontology annotation, molecular function: mismatch base pair DNA N-glycosylase activity. The record is from RefSeq and is a predicted model, not a curated record. The transcript is spliced from 10 exons. The coding region runs from base 192 to 1418 and encodes 408 amino acids. Lineage: Eukaryota; Metazoa; Chordata; Mammalia; Rodentia; Spalacidae. Gene Ontology annotation, biological process: base-excision repair, AP site formation.